UGCUAGGUGAGAUGAACGGAUCGGCCGCAUCCUUUGAGUGCGACGUGCUUCCAUCGCGAGGACCGUUAACUCGGGCGGUGCCGAGUUAAAAUGGUCGAUAUCCGACCUGAAACGCACCCAGAAACUGUUGUACAUACUGCGAACCUCGUUCUUGCACCUGCACCGACUGUUUACAUCCCAUCUUAGUGGUCAGUUCUGCCUGCUGAUCAGAGGCUAAGCUGAGGCCAUGGCAGUGAAGGACCGUGUAGAGGCGGUGCUCAAUGUGGGUCUUCGUGUUCCCAGCAUUAUGUUGCUGGAUGUCCUGUACCGCUGGGACGUCAGCUCCUUCUUCCAGAAGAUCCAGCGCUCCAGCCUCUCUAACAACCCCCUGUUUCAGUACAAAUACCUGGCUCUCUACCUGCACUAUGUUGGUUACAUUCUGAGCUUGGUGCUCCUGACUCUGCCUCGCCAACACCUGGUUAAACUCUACCUGUACGUUCUUACGGCUCUGCUGCUAUUUGCUGGUCACCAAGUGUCAAGGGAUUAUGUCCGUAGCGAGCUGGAGUCUGGCCAUGAAGGACCUGUCUACCUGGAACCCCUCUCCAUGAAUAGAUUCACCACUGCACUCAUAGGUCAGCUGGUGGUGUGUACGCUAUGUUCCUGUGUGAUGCAGACCAAAAGGAUCUGGCUAUUUUCUGCUCACCUCCUCCCUCUGGUGGCCAGACUGUGUCUGGUCCCACUGGAGACCAUCGUCUUCAUCAAUAAGUUCUCCAUGAUCUUCACUGGCCUGGAGGUCAUUUACUUCCUGGCUUCGAACUUGUUGGUGCCAUACAACCUGGCCAAGACUGCCUACAGGGAGCUGGCUCAGGUGGUGGAAGUGUACGGGCUGCUCGCUCUGGGUAUGUCUCUGUGGAACCAGCUGGUCCUCCCUGUUCUCUUCAUGUGUUUUUGGUUGCUGCUGUUUGCUCUGCAGAUCUACUCUUACUUCAGCACCAGAGACCAGCCUACCUCACGGGAGAGGCUCCUUUUCCUCUUUCUGACCAGUAUUGCAGAAUGUUGCAGUACACCGUACUCCCUGCUGGGUCUGGUUUUUACCGUCUCUUUUAUUGCUCUGGGAGUUCUCACACUCUGCAAGUUCUACCUGCAGGGUUACAGAGCCUUUAUGAAUGACAACACCAUGCACAGGGGCAUGACAGAGGGCAUCACACUGCUGAUCCUGGCUGUUCAGACCGGUCUUAUCGAGCUACAGGUCAUCCACCGAGCCUUCCUCCUCUCCAUCAUCCUCUUCAUUGUUGUUGCUUCUAUUCUGCAGUCAAUGUUGGAGAUAGCUGACCCCAUAGUCCUGGCCCUGGGGGCAUCCAGAGACAAGAGUUUGUGGAAGCACUUCAGAGCUGUGUCUUUGUGUCUGUUCCUGCUCAUCUUUCCAGCCUACAUGGCCUACAUGAUCUGUCAGUUCUUCCACAUGGACUUCUGGCUCCUCAUCAUCAUCUCCUCCUCUAUCCUCACUUCACUGCAGGUUCUUGGCACUCUGUUGAUCUAUGUCCUCUUUAUGGUGGAGGAGUUUCGUAAGGCUCCUGUGGAGAACAUGGAUGAAGUUAUCUACUGUGUCAACGGGACCUACAGGCUGCUGGAGUUUCUGGUUGCAGUGUGUGUUGUGUGCUAUGGUGUGUCAGAGACAGUAUUUGGGGAGUGGAGUGUGAUGGGCAGCACUAUAAUCCUGGUCCAUUCGUACUAUAAUGUGUGGCUCAGAGCCCAGCUGGGCUGGCAGAGUUUCCUGCUCAGGAGAGAUGCUGUAAACAAGAUCAAAAGCCUCCCCACGGCAAGCAACACACAGCUGGAGCAAUACAACGACAUCUGUGCUAUCUGCUACCAGGACAUGAACAGUGCUGUGAUCACUCCCUGCAGUCAUUUCUUCCACGCUGGCUGCUUGAAGAAAUGGCUAUAUGUCCAGGAGACAUGCCCCCUCUGUCACUCACAACUCAAGAGCCAAUCACCAGCCUCCAAUGGCCCUAAUCAAGACACCCCUGCAACCAAUCAGAGCCCUGCAGGACAGGAAGAAACCAUUAAUAAGCAGAAUGAUGGCGCCUCUACAGAUGAUAGGAAGGAGGAGGAGACAGGGAUGAAGGAGGGCGAUAUUGGACCUGCUACAUCCAAAGGAGAAGAAACCCCCUCCUCUCCCCCCUCUUGUGCCACCUCUGCUCCCCAGCCCCUGCUGAACACUCCAACAACAUCAUCUUCCUCUACUUCUCCUCUCCCUCCAGAUGUGAUUGAAUCACACAUAGAGGACCCCUCUCUGUCUUCCUCUGACACCUUGGACAUUCACCCCUCCAUCUGCCACCAUGUGUCGUCACGUCAUGACAUGACCCCUGCUGAACCUGAGCCUGCCUCUCAGCCAUACCCAGACUUCCCACUGGACAGGGAGGAGUCAUCUACUGGUCCAUCAUCACAGCCUGAACAGCCUUGUUCACCUUCUGAGGAGCAGUCUCCUGCUCCAUGCAGCCUCUGAGCCCCAUCAUUAUGUACUAGGACGUACAUGCAUGCACAUAAAAACACAAUCUGAACACUAUGUCUGCCAAAUUCUGCCUGCACUCGACAGGUGGCGCAGUCAGCUAUCCCAUUAAGUCAACAAGAAUCAUCCAUAACCAGAUGAAGAUAAAAAUCCAAAGGCAUCCAAGCCGAGGAAUUCAUCAGUCAGCUUUAAAAUGUUUCCAUACUGAGUUUAAAUUUAAUACCAGCAAUGAUGUCAAAAGGGUGGGUGGCACUUUUUCUGAUGUUGUUUUUUUUUCUCUUUUCGGUUGGGAUUCAAACUGAUACAAAAAUGGGAAGAUGGGAAUGUCAUCUCAAAGUUAAUCGGUACUUUUUUCAUGGUGUCCUCAAUAUGUGAAAUUCUGUAUGAAACUAAAGUGUCACUUCACUUUUUUCCACAUCUCCUAGAUUCAGAAAGAGAUGUCAGACCAAUAGCAGCAUCUCUGAGUUCAUCUUAUGUUCUUUUCCUUCCAGUCCUGUACGUCUUAUUUGGCUUUUAUUUGUGCAUCACUCGUUUUGAUGAACAUUUCAGUGUUUGGGUUUUCUCUGUAUGUGAGGUGUUAAGAGUCAGAGCUUGCGGCUGUAUUUCAAACAGUGACAAAGUCUUAACAUUUCCCAAAGUCUGCACAUUUCUCAACUGGUUAUGAUAAAGACUUUCACUUUUGGGUGACAGUAGUUAGGUGUACAUGAAAAGACUGAAUGUUUCCUGAGGCCAUCACAUGACCUGAAGCCUGGUGCUAAACAGAAGAAUUUUGGUGUGGUCUAGUUAAAUGUGAACAAUGGUGUAACUUCAUUUCAUGUGUCAAAGCUUUCUCUGAUAUAUACUCCAAUAUUUGCAUCAAACUUGUUUGGCUGGUCCCAGCAAAAAAAGGAAAAAAAAAAAAACAGUUACUCAUCGUCGCCAAAUUUUUGUAUUACUGUUAAAGAGAUGUUAUUUUUCACAUCAUUUUUGCAUUACUGCUUGUUGAUCAGCAAGUAGAAGUGGACUUCAUGAGAGAGAGGAGGGAGAUAAUGGGAAAUAGAGGCCACAGUUUGUGUUUGAACUUGAGAAUGUGGAGAGUAACGUAAUCCCCAGGGUCGGCAUCGAGCACUAACUUUGUUGUUAGCUUUACUUCAUUCACAUUCGUUUCCUUUUUACAGAUUUUAAAGCUUUGUCCUUUAUCCACUCAUGACCUCACUCCAUCCAGAUAUAUCAACCAAUCAAAUCAAAAAAUCCCCUGAUUUCAAGGACCAUCACUCUCCUCCUGCUGCUCUCUUAUUUCAUGAGAUGUUUCUAUUGAAAACUGAGCAAUUUUAUUUUCACACAUACACACACUCAGCCAGCUCCUGGAAAAGAGGGAAAGUUGUGUUGAUUGAAUUGAAAGACUAAUGUUUCGUGAAUGCCUGAGAGUCCUGAUGCACGCUUAUAUGUAGAGCUUGCACGCUGCCACUGUUACCAUAGCAUUCAUGUAUGUCCCCUCUGUGCUCCCACCUUCCUAAUGAUUUUUUCUUGUCUUUUUUUUUGGUUGCAUUUGCACUAAAGUCAUUUCUACUAGCAACGCUCCAAAGCUGUUCUGAGGCUGUCAGCAACCAAAUACCCUCUGCCGUGUUUGUGUACAUGAAAACAGCCCAAUCUGUUUGUGUGUAAUGUAUAUAAAUGUUGCUCUGUAUGGCAUCUAUAUUAAACCAGAGGAGUGUUGUUAUAUAGUUAACUUCAGGGCAGGAUUUCUCCAAAGCCUCCCAGCAGUUUAACGUUCUUUGUUACUUUACAUGUUUGUGAACAAAGACAGACUUUAGACUGAGAAGCUUUAGGGAAUGAAGCCUUAUGAUCUUUGAGACCAGCCAGUGUUACGGCUUCUCCUGUCUGUAUGACGCGUCCUCAAGCUGGUGUGAUCACUCCAGUGCCCUCUACUGUUAGGAGUGGGAUCAGCAUGGCGCAGACGGCACAGGAGAGGCAUGAGUUAACCCUUAAACAGUAUUAUUACUACCACUACUACUAAAGGUCUUAUUACUAUGAAUGAAUUUCUUUUUUUCAUUGGGAAGUGUUGGCUACAGGGCUGAGAAUGAAUACAUAAUUAAUGUAGGAUCAAACCUGACCAAUGCUGUGUUUUUUUUUUUUUUCUUUUUUAAGAGAAAUGAAAUGUAGAGUUUGAUGUAUUUUGCACAUGUUCCUGUCAAAAUAUGAACAUACAGACUUUUCUGUACUGUUGAAUAACAUUAUAUUAUUAGCCCCAUUCCUCAUAGAUUUUGAUUUACAUCAGAGCACUUGACAUGGUCAGAAACAUUUCAACUGUUGCAUAAACAACUUUGUUUUCAUUGUGUGAACAUCAUUGGAAACUAAAUGGGUAUGUGCAUCACAGUAAUAGACUGUUAGAGAAGCCUGCCAGCUGUUGAUUCCAGAUGUAGUUGUUCUGUUAGUGACCCAUGUAGGGAAAACUGCAUUUUUCAAGGAAAGUUAAGCAUCAAAUAUUUUAAGGCAAACCAACCUCUAAAUUUAAAACAUAAAUAUCCGCUUUUGUGACAAAGAAACAGCAUUUUUGCAUCCCAGCUCCUCCUGCCAUGUGUGUUGACAUUUGAAAUAACCCCUGACAUCUAAUUAGUAUAAACUACUUUGGAUAGACUUGCUAAUUAAAAUUACUAUGAAAUCAGUCCAUGUCCUCCCAGUGUCAUGAUGUCAGUGAAUUUAUCUAACUGUAAAAGGUUAUGCUUGUAAUUAAUUUUAGUCAACUGACCAGGAGUAAUACUUCUCAAAUGGCAUCUAUAACCCACGAGUUCAAUAUCAGAGCAGUAUAAAUGUUUAGGGAAUCUAUCGCUGGGACAGAGCACUCUGACCAUGUGUGUCUUUUCUGGAUUCUUCUUUAAAGAAAGAAUGCAGCACAUCCAUCCCAUCCUGUUUCCUCUGAUGUUUUUCAUCACGUUUAGGGAUUCUAUGACUCUGACUCCCCACAGAUCUAGUUUUUUUUUGUUUUGUUUUUGUUUUUUUUUUAAAUUUGUCUCUUAAGUUUAUUCCCAAACAUAAUUAGGACACGAUUUGUAAACCUGACUCUGAAUGCCAGUUGUAUUCUGUUAAAAUGCUCCAUGGUUGGUUUUGGACUUUCUAUGAAUGGCAUUGCCUUGGUUCUUUUACAAAAAUUGAAUGUCAGUAAUAAAAUGAACCAUUCACACCAAACUCUGCCUUUAUAGAAUUUAUG
Molecule: messenger RNA, 5675 nt
Organism: Cheilinus undulatus (humphead wrasse)
Lineage: Eukaryota; Metazoa; Chordata; Actinopteri; Labriformes; Labridae
Product: RING finger protein 145-like
Exons: 12
Coding region: 227-2485 (752 amino acids)
Cellular component (GO): endomembrane system; endoplasmic reticulum
Molecular function (GO): ubiquitin protein ligase activity; zinc ion binding
Source: RefSeq, a predicted model, not a curated record